AUGACGGCAAGGACGCCCUCCAAGGCGCACAUGCACGAGCUGCACAAGCGCCAGUCGCAGUCCACCACCCACGCCGUGCAGACCGAGACGGUCGCCACGCAGACCGACGCGACGGGCAACCCGGGCACGGGCAGCAAGAAGAAGAAGAAGAAAAAGAAGAAGAAGAAGAAGAGCGAUACGAUCAGCGAGCUCGCGAGCGAACGCGCGAGCGAGAUUGGCCUCGAGGACGAGGAAGGCCAUUCGGAUAGUGAGGACGAGUCGGUGACCGUGCUUGUGCGCAGCCAUCGCUCCAACAGCGCUGAAGUCGAGAUCGAGCGCAGCCAGCAUGGCACUACCGUCACCGAGAUCCCGUCCGAGCGCGAAGCCUACUUGAGCCUUCCGCUCUCGGUGCGUCUCGAGAAGGCGGCGUCGCACCCCGACUUUAAGGCUGGCCUUCAUGGCCUUCUCGAGUGGAGCAAUGCGCACCUUUCGCCGGACGUUGUCGACAUCUUCUUCCAGAGCAAGGCGCUGAAGCUCCUUCUCGAGAAUCUCUUCCGCGUCUGCCCCGUGCACAGCCAUCUCUUUGACAGCCUCACGGCGCUCUUCGCCAACCUUUUCGCGGGCACGUACCCGUUUGAGCUCGCGGACGGCCGCAAGACGGGCAACAUCAAGGCUGCGCGGCUCGUCGUCCAAAGCAUCCGCUCCACUGUCGACUCGCUGCGGUCGCUCAAGCGCUACAAGGACAAGGCGCCGAUGGUCGCGUCGCUCAUCCCGCAGGUGUCGGCGUCGCUGACGAAGCUCAUUGUGAUCCACCAAGCGCAGAACGCGCUGCAGCCCUCGGACGGCUACGACCUCGCCAACAACAUUCUCAAGCUCGACGAGACGCUGCAAGGCAUGAUUGCGACUGAGAAUGCGAUCCGCGGCCAGACGAUCCGCGACACGUUCCGCCGCCGGGACCUGCGCGCGGACGCAGUUGCCGUCAGCGGGCAGCGCAUGACAUCGCUUCUGUCAUUGGUCGUGCAGGCCAAUGCAAAGCGUGCGACGAGCGUGGCCGCCACGCCCGAGCUGGCGCCGUCGGCUGCCGGCGGGAUCCCGGCGCUGGACCUCGACGGUCAAGACGUGACGUCGAUCGAAGCGCGCUUGAGCCAGCUCCACAAGGAAAAGGUCGCGCAGCUCGCGCCGUGGCAAGAGAAGAAGGACAAGGUCUCGAACGAGCUCAUGGAACUCAAGCUUCUCCAAGACGAGCUCCGCAAGAAGCUCGCGGACGUCGACUCACGCCUGCACAUCUUGCAGCACCUCCAUGGCGACAUGGUCGGUGAGAUGGCUGCGAUUGACGCUACGUUCGAAGACGAGAUUGGCCGCUUUGGCGCCGACAACAUGGGAGUCGUGAGCCACCUCCAAGGCGUCGAGAAGAAGCAAGAGAUUGUCGGCGCCUUCCGCGGGCUCCGCACGACGCUCGACGACCUCUCGGCGUCGGCGCUCCGGCACAAGGUGUCGGGCACGACGGCGCAGCACCUCGAAGGCGUUUUGCGCUACGUCUCGGCGCAGGCCAUUUGCGUUCAGUUUACGAAGAACCGGAUCGUGGACGCCGACACGAAGCGCACCAAGCUGCAGAUGGAGAUGCAGGCGACCGAGUCGUUGGGCGACGACGCGAGCAGCCUCGUGCAGCAGAUUGCAGAGCUCAGCGCGCUCAUUGCCGAAGACACGAAGAGCCUCCGCGCCGACAUGGCCCGCGAUACCGACCUUCGGACGCAGCUCGAUGCGUUGUUGGCGACGCUGCAGAGCGAAGGCGCAAAGGACGAGGCGACGGUGAACGACGUGACGGUGGCCGAGAUCCACGACCUCUUUGCCAAGAUCUUUGGCGUCUAUGCGCUCUACGAAGGAUCGGCCGACGAGCACGAUACGACCGUCGUUGAGCCCUCCGCUGCGCCGUCCGUUUUGGCGACCGAAGAAGACGAGCUUGAGAUGCAGAUCACGCAGGAAAACCUCGCCCGACUCGAACAAGGGCAACGACCGACCCGAGCGGCCAAGCACUAA
Molecule: messenger RNA, 2016 nt
Organism: Saprolegnia diclina VS20
Lineage: Eukaryota; Oomycota; Saprolegniomycetes; Saprolegniales; Saprolegniaceae
Exons: 5
Coding region: 1-2016 (671 amino acids)
Source: RefSeq, a predicted model, not a curated record